This is a messenger RNA of Ectocarpus siliculosus, 582 nucleotides long. The record is from the annotation of a GenBank genome assembly. Lineage: Eukaryota; Phaeophyceae; Ectocarpales; Ectocarpaceae.
AUGUUCCCAGACGAAUAUGGCAACUUCAACGUCCCUAACGGCGCAUCACUUAGCAAGAAAGUUCUGCUGGAGCGAGUCAAGCGCUUGAAAUCCGAGCUAGCCCUCCUCAAAGAGAUCAAGGAGGACGGGGACGCCAGACUCAAGGCACAAGAGCUUGAUUUCGCCAGGAGAAAUAAGGAGAUCCAGGCGCAGAAGGAGGAAAACGAGAGGCAGCUGCAGAUGAACGACAAGGCGCUGAGCGAUGCGGCUCUGGGAGUGCGCACGAGGGACCGGCAAAUCAUCAAUCUGGGAGGCAAGAUUUGCAGAGGGAGAAUGGCGAUGCAGCAGCUCCAGAAGGACAAGCACCAGGUCGUGGACCGAGCGAAGAGGGAGGCGCGAGAAGAGAUGAACGCAGAGCGGCAGCAGCAGCAGCAGCAGCAGAAGAAGAAGCAGCAGCCGUCCCAGGGCAUGCAGAUAAAGUCCAUCGGCCACGGCAGCGGGGGAGCGGGGCCUCAUUUCACGAGAGCGUCGACGGGAGGCGGCAUGGGGGCCAACCCCGUCAGGGUCUUCAAGGCCCCCGGGGGGGGAAGGGCAGGAAAAUAG